AUGGAUAGCAGCAGGGGCAAACAGGCGGAAUCGCCAUCUUCACCGAGCACGGUCUUCAAGUUACCAGGAGAGCCUGCCGUCAUUAUCAAUGGCGUCCCUGACAUUGGCCCGGCGAAGAACGACGCUUCCGUUGCUCUUGCUAUCGUCGAGAUUCCAGAGGAAUCGCAAGGCACGACGGCAGGCUUUCUUGGGACGGAAGGGUUCGGGGAUUGGCUGGAAGGGAGGAAAGUGAGGAAGCUGUUUGGGAACAAGCAUUUCUCUGGCACAGUGAGUCGGUACGACAAGGAAACUCGGUGGUACAGAGUGGUGUACGAAGACGGCGACUUCGAAGAUCUGGAAUGGAAAGAGCUGGAGCCGGUUCUUCUGCCUCUGGACAUCACUGUUCCGCUGAAGACACUGGCGCUGAAAGUUGUGGGACGAAGCCAGACUGCACCGCCUAAAGUUUGGAAAACCGGGUCUGCGACCAAAGCUAGAAAGAAGACUCAAGGUAUGGGAGACCAAAUUGCAUGA
This is a messenger RNA of Linum tenue, 510 nucleotides long. NCBI's taxonomy places the organism in Eukaryota, Viridiplantae, Streptophyta, Magnoliopsida, Malpighiales, Linaceae. The record is from the annotation of a GenBank genome assembly.